Chlamydomonas reinhardtii is the source of this 2266-nucleotide messenger RNA. RefSeq lists its product as uncharacterized. The transcript has 2 exons. The record is from RefSeq and is a predicted model, not a curated record. The coding region runs from base 358 to 1677 and encodes 439 amino acids. Lineage: Eukaryota; Viridiplantae; Chlorophyta; Chlorophyceae; Chlamydomonadales; Chlamydomonadaceae.
CCUCUGGCAUUGCCCUUCACUUGUCGCUCGAUACCUAAAAACAGCAAUCCGAACCUGGUCGAAGGCUGCACAGACUAAGUCUCGCGAAAAGUUCUCCUCUCGCUUUUGUAGCUGCCGACCCCGAGCGGCCCCUCUUUGGCUCUGUCCUUGCAACGGCCGGUUACUUUCGACUCGAAAGGUGUCAUUGACGGUCCUGCCUGCUCAAGCAGGCGUUUUCCGGUUGAAGUGCGCAACACCCAAGGCACGUUUUCCCAGCCGCGCGACACGCUUCAACCCGCGGCACGGCACGGCGUCAUCGUUUGCGUAACCACAGGCUCUGCCAGCUUUGUCAGUCCUGCCGCCGCGCGCCUCAAGUCCAUGGACGCCGCAGUCAGCUCUGCAGUGCGUGUGGCCGCUGCGCUCACCGGCAGCCCGGGCGCAGCAGCGCCGGCCGUGGCCCCGCCAACACAGCAGGGUGCGGCGCUGGUCGACCGGGUCUGCGCCUCCGGCAGCCUGGCACGCGGCACCCGCGCCGGCUCUGAUGCGCGGCGCCCUAUCGACAUCACAGCAUUCCUGAACGUGGACCUAGAGUUUGGGGCGCUGCAGGCGCCGGAGGCCCUCUCCCAGCUGGAGGCGUACCUGCGUUCCAGCCUGUCAGGGGAUGGCGCCGGCGGGGGCUCACCGUCGGAUGCGUCACCGGCGGCAGCCGUGGUGCGCGUGCUUGAUGCGGAGUGCCGCGGCGGCCUGUGGGCCGAGGUCGCAUUUCCGGCGGCGGCCACGGGAGCAGUCGCCGGCGCAGGAGGGGGUGCGGGCACUGGCGCAGAGACGGCAUCGUCACCGGCAGUGGUGCGCGUGUUUGUGGUGGAGAACAAGAGCUCCAUCGUGGCGCCGGCCGCUUCGGCACUCGGGGCGGGGUUAGCGCCGCAGGCGCAGUCCCUGGCGCCCGCUGCGGUGCUCAGCCAGCUGCUGCGCCGCACCGACACAGAAUCGGACAAGGCGGCGCAGCAGCAGGCAGCAGUCUUGCACGCGGCGGAGCGGCGACACAAAUCAGCGGUCAAACGGGCUGCGGCGGCGGGGACUGGCGGCGGCGCCGCUGCAGCGGCGGCGGAGGACUGGCCGGACCGGCUGAGUUGCGGCGUGGACGAGGCGCGAUGCCUGUUCUGGCGGCGCCAGCCGUAUGCAGCGCUGCACGCAGCUCGGGCCAUGCAUGACGCCUGGGAUGCCGCGGUAAUGGUGGCAGCAACCGAGGCCCAGCAGGCGGUGCUGUGGGAUGACGCGGUGCUGCACCUGCUGGACGUGGUCACGCUGUGGGCGGCGCUGCAAGAGGGCGGAGGAGGUGACGAGCCGGCGGCGGCAGCGGCGGGACAGGCCGACAGCAUCGCCGCCGUCGUCCGCAAGGUCUUUGCCACGGUCGCGACCGCACCGGACGGCAGCCGCAGCACAGCGCCUGCGCUGCGUGUGUGCCUGUCCGGGGGCCUGUUGGGAGGCGACGCGGCAGUGGCAGAGCCGACGGCUGGCCCCGCAGAAGCGGCUGGCGGGACUGUGGUGGUGGCGGAUCCGUGCCUGCCGUGCAUGGACUUGUUCGGCAACGCGUGCCGGGUGUUGCAGUCGCCGCUGGGGGCGCAGGCCGGCGCAGGGGCGGGUGCGCAGCUGCUUGCGGCUGUGGCUACCGCAGGGCUGGCCCAGCUGCAGGCGUAGGCCAGGAGGGUGCUUUGUUGGCCAUGCCUGCUAUGAGGCUGCAUUAUCGGUGCUAUGAGCGGUGCUGUGGUGAAGCACAUGCGGAGAGAGUACAUUAUGGUUCAAGGGCGGACCGUGGACGGCAAGCCAAUGAGCACUUGUGCUCAUAAGUAGUGCUGUAAGGUAGCAUUGUUGGCAGUUGGCUCCGUACCCUUCGCACUCCAUUGAUCUGGUCACGCGGUCCAUUGAGCUUGAGGUUGGCAGUUGCUGGGGCUCGGUCUUACAUGGUUUGGUGUCUGCCAGGAAGUUGCUUUGCAUCAUGCAGUCAGGCGUCUGCGCUUUGGCAUGCAGCGCCAACUCAGGUAAACGCAUGCGACGGUUUUGGGCGCACGGCGCAUCGGGGCUAAGUCUCUUUAGUCUUCGAAUGGAGGACGGCGGUGGCAAUGCACCGUCAUGGGUUCGAGUCCAUACAUGUGGCCCCACUACCUCCUUUCAGUUUGGAGGCGCAAUAGGCAAACACGUGGAAGGCUUAGGAAAGUGUUGUUGCCCGUGACUGUAGCGUCGUGACUACAAACAAGGGUUUCUUUGCCAGUAAUACCUGAAGCCAAGC